Clonostachys byssicola is the source of this 387-nucleotide messenger RNA. Lineage: Eukaryota; Fungi; Ascomycota; Sordariomycetes; Hypocreales; Bionectriaceae. The record is from the annotation of a GenBank genome assembly.
AUGUCGCGAAUAAACAUCAGCUCAGGCUCUGCCUUUGAAGCCGAGAUUGGCUAUUCCCGCGCCGUUGUCGUCGAUGGCUGGGUGAUGGUCUCUGGCACGACAGGGUAUGACUACCAGACCGGAAAGAUAUCCGCCAAAGUCGAGGAGCAGGCCGAGCAAACUCUCGUCAACAUUGCCAAGGCCCUUCAGGAGGCCGGAUCGUCCAUGUCUGAGGUUGUGCGUGUGCAAUACGUUCUUCCAGAUCGCGAGGAUUUCCCCAAGACAUGGCCAGUAUUGAAGAAGUGGUUCGGGGAUGUCCGUCCGGCGGCCAUGAUGAUCGAAUCAAAGUUGAUGAAGGAGGAAAUGAAGAUUGAGAUCGAAGUGACAGCCAAAAAGGGGUGUGCAAAA